Molecule: messenger RNA, 3735 nt
Organism: Cyprinus carpio (common carp)
Lineage: Eukaryota; Metazoa; Chordata; Actinopteri; Cypriniformes; Cyprinidae
Product: endoplasmic reticulum metallopeptidase 1-like
Biological process (GO): proteolysis
Molecular function (GO): metalloexopeptidase activity
Source: RefSeq, a predicted model, not a curated record
AGACUGGCCUGUUCUGAUGGCUCAUACUGUACCUCCCCUACUGGACUCAGCAGAAACAACAGGGGCGUAAAAAGUGUUACAACUGGCUGCUCCGCGUCUGAGCCUCUCUCUUCUCGUUCAGAGCACAAUGAGCGAUCCAGAGAUGAUUGAGUUCAGCGAGAGAGACUCUACGGUCCGCAGAACCAGAGCUGAACAGAACCAGCAGCAGCAGCAGCGGGACAGUGAUGAGGAGGAGGCCGCGCUGAACGCGCCCCAGAGCCGCGAACACAAGCCGCUGAUGGGCGAGAGCUUGCGGUGAUUCUGCUGCUCGGCUUUGGGUUUCUGCUGUGGAUCGUGGUUCUGAUCUCAUUCCAGCAGCUCAUCAUCAGCAGCAGCAGCCCGAAACACUUCAGCUCCGUCCGGGCCAGGAAGCAUCUGGAGCAGAUCACAAGCAUCGGGCCGAGGACCGUCGGGAGCCCAGAGAACGAGAACACCACAGUCAGCUACCUGCUGGAUCAGAUCGAGCAGAUCCGGUCUGAGAGUGAAACCGGACCUCACUCCAUCACGGUGGACAUCCAGCGGCCCAGCGGCUGCUUCAGCAUCGGCUGCUACGACCGUAUAACCAACAUCGCCGUCAAACUCCAGCCAAAGACCAGCGCACAGCACUUCAUGCUCGCGAACUGCCACUUUGACUCAGUGGCCAACAGCCCCGGAGCCAGUGAUGACGCCGUCGGCUGUUCGGUGAUGCUGGAGGUUUUACAUUCUCUAGCGAAUCUCUCCACGCCUCUCAAACACGGCGUCAUCUUCCUGUUCAACGGGGCCGAGGAGACCAUCUUGCAGGCCAGUCACGGCUUCAUUACCCAGCAUCCCUGGGCUCGGCAGGUGCGAGCGUUUGUGAACCUGGAAGCAGCAGGAGUGGGAGGGAAAGAGCUGGUGUUUCAGACAGGUCCGGAGAAUCCGUGGCUGGUCCAGGCUUACGCCCGAGCCGCCGUUCACCCGUUCGCUACAGUGGUCGGUCAGGAGAUUUUCCAGAGCGGACUCAUUCCUUCAGACACAGACUUCCGCAUCUUCAGGGACUUUGGAAAUAUCCCUGGAAUUGAUCUUGCGUUCAUAGAGAACGGUUUCAUCUAUCACACUAAAUAUGACACUCCGGGGCGAAUCCACACCGACUCCAUCCAGAGAGCAGGUGACAACAUCCUGUCUGUCCUCAAGCACCUGGUGAUGUCCGAUGAACUGGCGGAUUCCUCGCAGUAUCGUCAUGGUAACAUGGUGUUCUUCGACCUGCUGGGAUUGACGAUGCUGGUGUAUCCCGCUCACGUCGGCACCGUCAUCAACUACAUAGUGGCCGUCGCCGCGGUGAUCUACCUGAGCGGGAAAUGCUUGUUAACCAGCUGCGCGGGGUGUGUGUCGGGGCGUCACGUGAUCUGUGCAGCUGGCCGGUACAUGCGUGAUCUGGUGUGUGUGGUGUGUGUGCUGGUCUUGAGCUGGAUCUUCUCUCUGGUGACUCUGCUGUUCGUGGCUUGGCUCGUCACGCUGAUGGGCCGCUCCAUGUUCUGGUACAGUCACAUACACGCCGCUGUCUUUCUGUACGGAUCCGCCGCUGUCUGCAUUCUCCUGCUGAUCCACACGCUGGUGAAGAACCGCUGCUACAGGUGUGUGUGUGUGGUUCAGAGAGCGGGUCGUGUGGAUCUGGCCGAGCUCUUCUUUGACGGCAGUCUGCUGUUGUGGUGUUUCGUGCUGUUCUUCUUCACUCACCGCGGCUGGUGUUCAGCGUAUGUGCCCAUGAUGAUGGUGCUGUUCCCGCUCAUCAGCAAACUGCUGCUCACAAAGCUCUUCAGAGCCAGAGGAGCGUCUCUGCAGUACUCUGUCCUGUACCUGAUGGGUCUUGUUGUGCCGUAUGUCUACAUCAUGUUCCUCAUCCGGGUGAUUUUUGAGGUUUUCACACCUAUUCUGGGCCGCAGCAAAGACGAAAUCCCACCAGACAUCAUCAUGGCAUCACUUGUUACCGUGGCGACCGUAAUUCUGUCUUCCUAUAUUAUUCAUUUCAUCUAUCUAUCCCGCGGUACGAAGCGGGUCUUGGCUGUUCUGGGGUCAGUGUUCAUGCUGAUGUUUGUUCUGGUCAGCUGUGGUCUGUUCUUCCCGUAUUCUGCCGACCCGUCCAGCCCACGACCCAAACGUGUCUUUGUCCAGCACAUCACUCGCAGCUUCCACACACUGAACGGAUCGCUGCAGAGCUCCGACUCGGGUUUAUGUAUCAACGAUCUGGAUUACACCGGCAUGCAGCACAUCACUCCACACAUCCCACAGAUCAACGACAGCAUCAGCACACACUGUCAGGACUGGCUGCCCUACUACGGCUACACAAGGAAGAGCUGGUAUCUUCCGGCUCCUGAAGUCUCUCCUAAAGCUCCGCUGGAGGUCCAGCUCUUAUCCAGACAGGAGACUCAAUGGGGAACCGUUAAAAUGAGCUUUGAGGUCAAAGGUCCGAGUCACAUGUCUCUGUACCUGCAUCCUCACGCUGGAGCAUCUCUGAGCAGCUGGUCAUUCAAUGACUGGAAUUUUGUAUUUUACACUCACGGUCUCGACGCUCCGGUCUGGAGGUUCUGGAUUGAGAUCUUGCCGCUCAAGUCCUCAAACGUGUCUCCUGAUGAGGGCUUGGUCUCUCUGGCCAUCACUGCUCAUUAUUUAUCUGGUUCAGACGGACGCUCGGAGACGCUCGAGUCCUUCCUGAAGAGAUUCCCGGCCUGGGUGUUCUCGUCCUCCUGGAUCAGCACGUACCACAUGUACACAUACUGAGGGACACACACACACACACACACACACACACACACACACACACACACACACACACACACACACACACACACACACACACACACACUCACUGCAGACCUUCAUUCACAUCAAACACCUCAGUGUUUAUUAUUUUAUUAUUAUUUUACAUAUUUCAACACAAAAUCUGAAGUCUACUGUAUUUUAUUUUAUUUUACUUUAUUUUAUUUUAAUCUUUCUCAUUAUUUUUGGUGAGGUCAUGGUUUAUCUUGUUUGUUUUUGUAUUUCUCAAUUUACGUGUCCUUAAUUUCAGCAGGAAUAAUCCCACUGAGAUAUAAAUCUACACAAAACAUGCACGCUUCCUUCAAGAAUGAAAUAUUUCUCAGAAUAUUUAAAGACAUUCCAUAACCUCAGAGCAGAAAAGGAAAAGGCAGUCUGGUCCUAUGAUUACAAGUAUGAAAUGAUUUAUGAUUCUUAAUAAUAAAAUUCCAUGAAUUAAUAAAUAUUUCUUAAAACAGCCAUGUACUUGUUUAAUCGUCAUAAAAAAGGUGUUGAUUUUGCUGUGAAAUGUGACUCUGAAGUGGUUUUAGCUGGUCUUUCUAAGAGUAAUUUCAAUUCAUCUCAAUUAAUCUUCAUAUUUACUCCAUAUAUUCAUUGUGAUGUAUAUUUCAUAUUAUGAGAGGUUAUCUGUGAGGCCUGUGUCAGCCUGAAUAUGAGAAGAUAUCAUGAUGACCUGCUUUUUCUCCUUUGUCUAGGAGAAAAACAGGGUAUCAUGAGAUUUUCAGGAAGACGCUACAUGACUAGUGAAACAUAUCAAGUGUUUAUCAUGUUUUUUUUUUUAACUAUAUAUGAUAAUAUUGGGAGACAGUUAUUGAAAACAAUACGUCAGAAGGUUAUGAAAGCAGAAAAGCAUGCUCACUUAUUUUUGUCAGACAUAUAGAGGAGUGCACUGAUUUCUGUUUGAAUAAAAUUUCUAAAUCUGUC